Messenger RNA from Kuraishia capsulata CBS 1993, 420 nucleotides. RefSeq lists its product as uncharacterized. Lineage: Eukaryota; Fungi; Ascomycota; Pichiomycetes; Pichiales; Pichiaceae. Gene Ontology annotation, molecular function: protein-macromolecule adaptor activity. The transcript has 2 exons. Gene Ontology annotation, cellular component: membrane; endoplasmic reticulum. The record is from RefSeq and is a predicted model, not a curated record. Bases 1 to 420 code for a protein of 139 amino acids.
AUGUUUGAGCAAAUUGUGCCCUAUUUGCCUCAAACGUCGGGAUUGCUGCCCAAAUGGUUGGUCUUUAUCUCUGCAGUUUCAAUAUUCAACUCAGCCCAAACGUAUAUCUCGGGCCUGGAGUUGACCAGAAGAGUCUAUGAGAACAAGCCUUUGGAGACUACGGGCCUUUCUGCUCGUACCUUUGGUACCUGGACUCUUAUCAGUGCAGUCAUCAGGGGAUACGGUGCCUACUAUAUCACCAAUCCCCAGGUCUACGACAUUACGCUUUGCUCGUACUUCAUUGCCAUUGCCCAUUUCGGUUUGGAGUGGUUUGUCUACAAGACUGCAAAAUUUGGCAAGGGUUUGCUGGGACCUUUGAUAGUGGCUACCACCAGUAUCACUUGGAUGCUUUCGCAAAGAGGGUACUACCAAUCUUUGUAG